Messenger RNA from Cuscuta campestris, 1808 nucleotides. The record is from the annotation of a GenBank genome assembly. NCBI's taxonomy places the organism in Eukaryota, Viridiplantae, Streptophyta, Magnoliopsida, Solanales, Convolvulaceae.
CUCGUUCUUGAGUGUACUUGUGUUCUUAGACACGUUGAGAGAUAGUAUCUCUCUCGGUUGAUUCAAAGGAAGGAUUGUUUCCUUUGAAGGAUUCGUUGAGCUUUCUACGGUCCUCCCCCGCGCGCACAUGUCAUUCGUAUAUAUAUACGUAUAUCUUCUGUGCUCGAUGAUUGAUUAUGGUGUACGCUGCUGACUAGCAAUUCCGCCUUCCUUUUUAUUUUCUUCUUCCUUUAAUUGUCCUAAUUAUAAGUACAGUAUACAUUAUUCAUAGUCACUAGUCAGUCAGUCGAGAGAGAUAGAAUCCGUGAUAUAUAGGGCAUUACCAGCACCAAUAAAAUCAUUGGAUCAGAAGGAGGAAGAGGAGUUUGGGAUCUGAAGAAGAAAUGGCGGUGGAUCCGAGACAGCUGGUGGCCGGAGUGUUGACUAUCACCAUGUUCGUCAUGCUCGGCAACAUGAUCAAGAGAGACCACUUCGAUCCUGCUCCGGUGAGCAUUCAUGGCACUAGCAAAACCUCAGAACUGUCACUUCCAGGAGGGGAUGGACCUUGGAAAGGUGAUGAUGCAUUCCUUACGCCGUGCUGGAGUAAACCGGUUUUGGAGGAGGAAGGUCAAUCCCAAGGAUAUCUUACCUUCUCAUUGACAAACGGUCCUGAGUAUCACAUCUCACAGAUUUCUGAUGCUGUAGUAGUUGCGAGAUACCUACGUGCAACCCUUGUGCUCCCAGAUGUUCGGGGAAGCGAUCCUGGUGAUAAAAGGGACUUCGAAGAUGUAUACAGUACUGAAAAGUUUUUGAAAAGUCUUGACGGAGUAGUCAAAGUAGUUACAUCUCUGCCGACUGGGAUCUCUGCAAGGAACCUUGCCGUAGUUAAGGUUCCAAGUCGGCCUACUGAAGAAGAAAUUGCAGAAAACAUUGAACCGGUUUUUAGGGAGAAGGGAAACAUAAGGCUUGUGACCUACUUUCCUUCAGUGAAUAUGAAGAAGAGUUCAGAAAAGAAAAACAUAGACUCAAUUGCUUGUCUGGGCAUGUUUGGGACCUUAGAACUUCAACCAGACGUACGCGAAGUAAUUGACUCAAUGGUCGAGAGAUUAAGAACAUUAAGUCAGAAGUCUAUUGGACAAUUCGUCGCGGUGGACCUAAGGGUAGACAUUUUGGAGAAAAGAAGUUGCCAAGAAAGUGGGUCUCCUGGAGCAAAGAGUUGCUACGGUCCACAGGAGAUUGCUGAUUUUUUGACGAAACUCGGGUUUAAGAGGGACACAGUUAUAUAUUUGACUCAAGCCCGGUGGGAUAGUAGCCUUGAUUCAUUGAAGGAGUUCUUCCCGAAAACUUACACCAAGGAAAGCAUAAUGCCUAUUGAUAAAAAGGCAAAGUAUCUGGACGUUGCGGAGUUGGAGAAGGUUAUAGACAUGUACAUAUGCUCAGAGAGCGAUGUGUUUGUACCGGCCAUCUCAGGCUUGUUCUAUGCAAAUGUGGCUGGCAAGAGGAUUGCUUCAGGGAAGACUCAGAUUCUUGUUCCAUCAGAGAAUGUUCCAUCCUUUGCCUCUCACACCAAUUACGUUUCUCACUAUGUCUCGGAGAAGAACCACUUUGCGUAUUCAUGUUUCUGCUAGAGUCAAUUGGUUUGCUGGUGCAACUCACCCCACCCCUGUCAUAAACAAAACAAAGCCCUACGUUUCAUAGGCAGCGGCAAUCAGGUCUGGCUGUACACUUUCCCGUCAAAUAUCUCUCUUUCUUUUUUGUUUUUCUUCUUCUUCAAGUUGUGGAAGAGGAUCAAGAUUGAACAAACCGCUCCCCGGUGCUGCGGAAUGUAA